Molecule: messenger RNA, 1923 nt
Organism: Eremomyces bilateralis CBS 781.70
Lineage: Eukaryota; Fungi; Ascomycota; Dothideomycetes; Eremomycetales; Eremomycetaceae
Exons: 2
Coding region: 95-1714 (539 amino acids)
Biological process (GO): microtubule cytoskeleton organization; microtubule-based movement
Cellular component (GO): centrosome; cytoplasmic dynein complex
Molecular function (GO): dynein heavy chain binding
Source: RefSeq, a predicted model, not a curated record
CCAACAUAACCAAACACAUUCCAGCGUUCACAAAAAUGAGAAUAUAAUCCAGCUAUUCUCCCACAAACACCCAUACCCUCUCACUGCGCAAACAAUGGCCUCCCGUCCACCCCGCUCCUCCACCGGUGCAUCCACCACCACCACCGCCCAACCCCCCUCCAUCUGGUCCUCCCUCCUCGACGCCGCCAGCACCAGCAAACGCCUCCCCAACAAAACCCUCCUUAUCCUCGGCGGCACUCCGAAUUCCCAACGCGAUUUCCUCACCUCCCUAACACAUGACCCUGCGUCCUCGCGUAACCGACCCCUGAACAAUCUGCGGAACACUACGAACCCUAGUAACCCGCUCGCAAACGACCUAGCGCUGGGGUACACGUACCAUGAUGUGCUGGACGCUGACCAGGAAGAUGUUCUGGCAAGGGUAGGGUGCUAUAUGGUCUCCGACCCCGCAGACGAGGCGCUAGUGCCGUUGGCUAGGAAAGUGGUGUUGUCGAAAGACGCGGUCGACGGGGGGAUGUGCGUUGUCCUGCUACUCGACUGGGCACGGCCAUGGGAAUGGUUGCGGAAGUUACGCGGGUGGAUACGCUGGGUGAGAAUCCUAGUGGACGGAGCGGACGAUGAGGUCAAGGAGGUGAUGGAGGCGGAGGUAAGGGCGUGGAGGGAGCGGAAGCGAGGCCCCGGCGCGGAGGCGAGUGCGGGUGAAAGACCUGGAACGGCGGGCUCUGAUGUGGUGGUGCCGUUAGGGCCGGGGGAAUGGGAUUCGCCGCUCGGGCUGCCGCUGUGCGUGGUUGCGCAGAACGCCGAGGCGAUAGAAGGGCUCGAGCGGGAACGGGGGUGGAGGGAAGAGGAGUUCGAUUUCGUUCUGCAGGUUCUACGGACGGUCUUGCUGAAGCAUGGUGCGGGGCUGGUAUACACGAUGUCGUCUCCACAGGCAUCGGCGCCCAUGCGGGAUCUGGUGCACGCGAUGUUGGGAAUUCAAUCGAUGUUGAAACGGAGUCAGUUGAAGCAUAACGUAAUCGAUCGCGAUCAGGUCCUGGUGCCGCCGAACUGGGACUCCUGGGGCAAGAUCCGCGUGUUAAGAGAAGGAUUGGACGUCGAAGAAGUCAGCAAGAUCUGGGACCUCGACAUCGACGCGUCUUCUCCCUCCAACUCUCUCCAACCAUCCGACCAAUCGCCUUCAGACUCCCCCGAUCAUUCCGAAACGUCCUCCGUCCUCGCCCUCUAUAAAUCCCACAUCCCCUCUCCGCGCGGCACCCUCGGCACUGACCUCAUCCGCUCGCACGCUACUAGCAUCUCUGUGUCCGCGCCCGACAACCAAGUGUUCCUCGAGCAGCAGCGGUCGAUCCUCGACAAGUUGCAGGGUGAGGACGAGAAGGAGAAGGCGAACAAGCCGAAGGCGAGCAACGCGGGGGUGCUGAGCUCGAUUGUGGCGGCGACGACGGAGAGUGCGGGAGGGAGGGUGGUGGAGGAUCAUAUUGGGCCGGUGCAGUUUAAUUUCGGGGGGGUGAAUGUGGAUGCUGAGGAGGAGAUCAGGAGGAUUGAGGAACGCGAAGCAAGCCGAGCCGCACCAAAGCCGGACGCCCCAGCUACCCCCAUAACCCCAACGACAGCAAAAUCGGAGGCGAAGUCCGACAUGGACAACAAGGAGCUAUCGAAGUUCUUCUCCGCGCUGAAGGCGAAGACGGGAGGGUCGCCCGCGAGCAGCCCCAAGGCGUAGGGCUCUAGCAUGCACGCAUCGUCGUCCACUUUGGAGAAAUGAGAAGCAUUGCUUCGUCUAUGGAUUCAGAGGGAAGCGAUGAGGAGGAACGGAUACGCGGAGUUCGGGUGUGGUCACUUGACGGAGCGAAUCGGUGCGUGGUUUUGAUAUACCCAAGUAUUGGAUUACCGUAUGGUAUUAUACAAGCAAAGUUCGCAGAUCUAUUCUAC